Andrographis paniculata is the source of this 2032-nucleotide messenger RNA. Its product is annotated as GDP-L-galactose phosphorylase 1. Gene Ontology annotation, molecular function: GDP-D-glucose phosphorylase activity. Gene Ontology annotation, biological process: glucose metabolic process. NCBI's taxonomy places the organism in Eukaryota, Viridiplantae, Streptophyta, Magnoliopsida, Lamiales, Acanthaceae. The transcript is spliced from 6 exons. The coding region runs from base 556 to 1866 and encodes 436 amino acids. The record is from RefSeq and is a predicted model, not a curated record. Gene Ontology annotation, cellular component: cytoplasm.
ACCGCAAUCGCGUCUACAUGCAGAAUCCGAACGCUGCCUGUGACAGAUUCAAGAUUCGAUCCGUCUCUCGCCUCUACCGGAUCGAUCUCAUUUCUAUAUAAAAUAUUUAUAUAUAUAUAAUUUUAGUCCAGUGUAGUGCUUUGUUUUUCACCACUCAAAUCAAAUCCCCAAAUCUGGAAAUUUCCAAUUUAGGGUUUAGAGGCGUUCGUCUAUGUUAUGCCGAGCGGGAGGUGAUCGGAACCCUAGCAAGGAGUAGGAGGCAAAAUUGACGACAAUCACGGCUCUAUUACGAGUAAAUCGGCCGGCGGCGGUUGCACAUGUCCGAGCAGUCCGACGCAAGGGUUGUGUAACGCUGAGCAACCCUUCGCCGCACGGCGGACGUGGAGCUUUGCCUUCCGAAGGCGGCAGCCCUUCCGACCUGCUGUUCCUCGCCGGCGGCGGUUAUUAAUCCCCACCCCCACUCCCACCCCUACGCUGUGUAAGCUUUAUUUACGUAAUAACCCUGUAGAGUUCGAAUUCGGUAUUCGGUGAAGAAAAAGGAAUUGAAAACUAAACAUGAUGAUUCUGAGUAUUAAGAGAGUUCCGACUGUCGUUUCCAACUUCCAAAAGGAAGACGCCGAUGAAGGCGCCGGCGCCGGCUGCGGCCGCAAUUGCCUCAGAAGCUGCUGCCUUCCAGGGGCAAAGCUACCUCUGUAUGCUUUUAACAGAGCAAAAAACACUAAGGGAUGUGUUGACGACGAUGACACCAAAAAUCCCCCCGUUGAUUUCUUAAAUUCCCUUCUUCUCGGAGAGUGGGAGGAUCGAAUGCAGAGAGGCCUUUUUCGCUACGAUGUCACAGCCUGCGAAACUAAGGUGAUUCCGGGGGAGUACGGAUUCAUCGCGCAGCUAAACGAGGGGAGGCAUCUCAAGAAGCGGCCAACCGAGUUUCGUGUCGAUGAGGUCCUGCAGCCCUUCGAUGAGAGCAAGUUCAACUUUACCAAAGUCGGGCAAGAGGAAGUGCUGUUCCAAUUCGGGGCGAACGACGUUGCCAAAACACACUUCUUCCCAAAUGCCCUGAUUAAGGCAGAAACCUCGCCCAACAUGGUCGCCAUCAAUGUCAGUCCAAUAGAAUACGGGCACGUGUUGCUAAUCCCCCGGAUUCUCGAGCACCUGCCACAAAGAAUCGACCGCGAGAGCUUCUUGCUCGCCCUGCACAUGGCUGCCGAAGCAGGGGAUCCGUACUUCCGCGUGGGGUACAAUAGCUUGGGCGCAUUCGCCACCAUAAACCACCUCCACUUCCAGGCCUACUACUUAGCAGCGCCGUUCCCGAUCGAGAAGGCUCCUUCGAAGAAGAUAACCACCACGAGUGGCGGCGUCAAAAUAUCCGAUAUUCUCAAAUAUCCCGUUCGGGGCCUCGUCUACGAAGGUGGAACUACUCUCGAGGAUCUCUCGAACGUCGUCUCCGACUCCUGCAUUUGUCUGCAGGAGAACAACAUCCCCUACAACGUCCUCAUCUCCGAUUCCGGGAAAAGAAUCUUCCUAUUCCCACAGUGCUAUGCGGAGAAACAAGCGCUUGGGGAAGUAAGUUCUGAGCUUCUCGACACUCAGGUGAAUCCGGCGGUUUGGGAGAUAAGCGGACAUAUGGUGCUGAAACGGAAGAAGGAUUACGAGGAGGCGUCGGAGGAGAAUGCGUGGAGGCUCUUGGCGGAGGUUUCGCUGUCGGAGGAAAGGCUUCAAGAAGUGAAGGAACUUAUUUUUGAUAAAAUUUGCUGCACCUUCGAGGAGGAAGUAGUUGCCGCCGUCGAGGAGGCGGAUGCCGCUGCUCAGCCGCGGGAAGACAGGGAUGGGCUCAAAGGAUCUCAGCCGACGGCCAUGGUCAAUGUGUAGCUCAGCCUGAAUGAAUCGUGUCCUGAUUUGCUUUAAGUUGUUUAAGCCCUGUGACUGUUAUGCUUUUGUUUAGUGUUUUGCGUUGUUACAUCGCUACUCGCAGCUUCUUCCACCGUUUGUAAUGGAUUUGUGUUCUCUUUUAUCUGAGUUUUUAUGUUUGCUACUA